AUGUUUACAUCUGACAUAAUUGAUAUUCUGGUGGAAAACACCAAUUUAUAUGCUAUCAAAAAUCAGUCAAAAUACUGGCUAGAAACCAACAAUGAUGAAAUGUGUGCUUUACUUGGAGUGAUUAUAAUGAUGGGCUUACAUCCAUUGACUGAUGUUGAACUGUACUGGUCGACUGAUGAUUUUUAUAAUAACCCAGUAAUCAGCAGAACAAUGACACUGAAACGUUACAAAAAGCUCAUUGAAAACUUACAUGUAAGCAAUCCAAACAUUGAAUUGGCACACAGUGAUCCACAUUAUGACAAAUUGUCAAAAAUCAGACCUUUGCUAGGAAUACUUAACAAUAAUUUUUCAAGCAUUUGUAGUCAAUCAUCUACGCAAAGCAUAGAUGAAAGCAUGGUCAAAUAUAAAGGACGAAGUAGCAUGAAACAAUACAUGCCGAACAAACCUAUAAAACGUGGGUACAAAGUUUGGGCCCGCUGUGAUUCAGAGACAGGAUACCUAUAUUCAUUUGACAUUUACACAGGUAAAGCCACUUCAACCGAUGAUAAUACUGGAGGUCUUGGAUACAGAGUGGUCAUGGAAUUAUGCAGAAAUGUCCAACCUUACACACUAGUGGCAUUCGACAAUUUUUUUACUAGCCUGCCUCUUCUGGAGAUGCUCCAUCACAGAAAUAUAUAUGCUGUGGGGACUGUGAGAGUCCAUAGAAAAGGUCUUCCGCCUGAAAUAACUUCUAAAAGGGGAAGAAGAGACCCAAUGAGCCUAAAACCAGGUGAAUUCAUGUUUCAGCAUGCUGCUCCUGUAUCAGUGGUCAAAUGGAUGGACUCCAAGGAUGUGUUCGUUGCCACUACUGCAUUUCAUCCAAAAAAGGUGCAGAUUAUACAACGCAAACAGAAAGAUGGUUCAAAAAAGGCUAUGUUUUGUCCUCUACCCAUAGUAGAAUAUACAAAAAACAUGGGUGGUGUAGACCGUUUUGACCAUUUCAGGAGCUCCUACUCUAUAGGUCGCAAAUCAAAAAAGAACUGGUUCCGUUUGUUUUGGUUCCUUUUAGAAGCUGCCCUUAUAAAUGCUUACAUUCUCUACAGCCAGGGACAUGUCAAACGAAACAAUAGUCAUCGUGAGUUCCGAUUGCGUGUUGCAAGAGGUCUUGUUAACAACUUUAGUUCCCGCAAAGCAAGUUCAACUAUAUUGAAAAAUAAGAAAGGAGGUGUGUAUGGAAUUAAUGAUGAGGUGCGAUUGGCCAAUGUUGGUGUUCACAUGCCUACUGCAGGAACUAAGCGGCGGUGCCGUUUCUGCAGCACUCGAACCAAUCCUAAACGCUCUAAAAUAGAGUGCAAUUUAUGCAAAGUGCCACUGUGCAUUGCUCCAUGUUUUGCAAAAUUUCAUUUGCCCUAUGUGCCUCAUAAUUUGUAA
Messenger RNA from Hyposmocoma kahamanoa, 1410 nucleotides. RefSeq names its product piggyBac transposable element-derived protein 4-like. The transcript has a single exon. The record is from RefSeq and is a predicted model, not a curated record. Bases 1 to 1410 code for a protein of 469 amino acids. NCBI's taxonomy places the organism in Eukaryota, Metazoa, Arthropoda, Insecta, Lepidoptera, Cosmopterigidae.